Molecule: messenger RNA, 6468 nt
Organism: Chiloscyllium plagiosum (whitespotted bambooshark)
Lineage: Eukaryota; Metazoa; Chordata; Chondrichthyes; Orectolobiformes; Hemiscylliidae
Source: RefSeq, a predicted model, not a curated record
AUUUUAAGACCCCGUUUGAGGAAAUCCACCAUGCGCUCCUUGUCAAUUUCCGAACCAUCUCCCCAGAAAAUUGUCGGCUCUGCCUGGAAGCCCUAAUUACAAAUAAAUGUGCUCUUUGGCGUCCCACUCAAGUUUUUUUUAAAAAAUCAAUCUUUAAAGCAAAAUAAAUCAUGCUGGCGGGGGAGACACACCUGCAAAUGCAUCCAAAUUACUUACUCCAUCCCUCCCUGCCUUGCCUUUCAGGCUAGGAAGGUGGAGACACCGUCAUCUGCAGGAUUGAUACGUGAAAGACAAAUGCCAGCCCAGGAAGGAGCCCAGGCCUGUGCCGUGAAGUCACAAUCGGUGGCCCAGCCGUCACAAGGCGAUGAAAACUCAAGCGGUGGCCCUCCGGGUGUUAAAUUAAGGGGAGGAAGCAGUGGGAAGGGGGCUACAGGCACAUGGACUAUAAUCCCGCCAGGCAUGCUGUUAGCUUCGUCCGGCCACUCACUCGGCUGAGGGUUGGCAAGCAGAAAACCAUCUUCGCCGGCACCUAUAAAAUCUGCAAACUUGCUGCCAACGUGCCUGACCUUGUGGUCUACGAGGGCGUGGACCGGCCCAUCCCUGAUGUGGAACAUUUCCAUGGAGUCCUGCUCUUCGCUGACAUUUCAGGAUUCACCAGUCUCACUGAGAUAUACACACUGAACAGCAAGAAAGGCAGUGGAGCUGACCACCUGACCAGGACACUCAAUGGAUACAUCUCAGAGAUUGUGGACCAUAUUCUUCGAGCAGGGGGAGACGUUGUGAACUAUGCAGGCGAUGCAAUGUUGGCACUAUGGAGAGAGCGAAGGAAAGAACUGAGUGAAAUUCUCACAUUAGCUGUAAAAUGUAGUCUAAAUAUCCAGGAUAAAUGUGAUAACAAGGAAACCGAAGUAGGAGUCAAGCUCAGAGUAAAAAUAGGUAUUUCAGCAGGAAAGCUUUCCAAAGUAGUAAUGGGUGAUGAAGAAUCUCGCUAUUAUGCAUUGAUUGGUCGAGCAGUCGAUGAAGUUCGGAAAGCUGAAGGACUUGCUUCAGCCAACACAAUUAUUUUAUCCCCAAAUGCAUGGGAACUGUGUGACAGAGAAAAUCUUGUUGUUGAAAAGAUAGAAAAUGAAAGAGCUGUGAAGGUGCGGUACAUUAAAAGGGACCCUCAUUUUUCAGUGGAAGACUAUAUAAAAUCUUUUGGAACCCAUUUGGAGUAUCAAGAAGUUGGCGUUAGCAAAAAGACAAUAAGAAAAACAUCAAGGUUAUUGCCAAAUGCACAACUUGAAUCUGUCCUUCGUAAAUAUCUCCUGAAAACAGUUUUACUAAAGAUUGAUGAUGCAGUGCCUUUGGAUUAUUUAUCUGAAAUGCGGCCUGCAACAGUGGUGUUUGUGAAUCUACAGUUUGUGGAAAAUGCAACCAUGUAUCAUCAGUGCCAAUCUAUACAGGCUUGUUGUGUUGGAAUUAACAAUGAAUUCAAACUUUAUCGAGGAAGAAUAAAUAAGGUCUUUAUGUUUGACAAGGGAUGUACAUUUCUUUGUUGUUUUGGCCUUCCUGGUGACAAAGGAGAAGAUGAAUGUGCAAAUGCUUUACAAAGCGCACAUAAUGUUCACGAAUUCUGUAAAAAACUUAGAUAUGUCAGUGUAGCAUCUAUUGGCAUCUCAACUGGUCCGCUAUUCUGUGGGGUAGUUGGGCACCCUCUACGCCAUGAAUAUACAGUGAUUGGCCGGAAGGUAAACUUGGCAGCACGACUGAUGAUGCACUAUCCUGGUGUGGUUUCUUGUGAUGAAGAGACACAUUAUCAUGCCAAGAUGCCAGCUUCCUACUUUAUAGAACUUCCCAAACGAUCUAUGAAAGGUGUGGCAAAUCCAGGUACCAUUUACCAGUACCUCUCCAAAAAGCACCAAAAAAUACUUGGGAAACCUCGAAUUACUGUUGAAAAGGAGGAAGAUUAUCCACUUUUAGGCCGUGACAAAGAGAUGAAGAUUUUUCAAAAGGCCCUGAAAAGGUUUAGCUCAUUAAAAGCCCGUCGUUCUGCUGACUGUUGCCAGGUUAUUAUGUUUGAGGGAAUGGUUGGGUAUGGAAAAAGCAGACUGCUAGCUGAAAUUAUCCACACCUCACAAGCAGAAGGGAUGAGAGUCAUACCAUUUGAACUGGGGAAAAUGGAUAUCACAGAGCCCUAUUAUACUAUCCAAACUAUGAUGGCUCUGCUACUGCAGGUGAACCACUGCAAAAGUUACGUAGAACGAGAAAGGGUUUUACUUACCAAGAUAACAAAACAUGAAUUAAUAGAAGAUCUAUGCCUUUUAAAUGAACUUCUUUUUGUAAAGUUUCCCGUUUCAGAAAAAGUCUCACUCAUGGACAGUAGGACCAAGCACAGGGCAUUUAGAAAUUAUGUGAUUGCAAUAAUCAAGCAGAGUGUUGCGACAGAUACAGGUCUACUAGUCAUUGAUCAGGUUCAAUACAUUGAUACACCAUCAUGGGAACUUAUCUUGCAAAUGCGUGCUAGUCUUCCUUUGUUCAUGGUUAUGGCGCUGAGACCAUUUACUGUAGAAAAGCCACCCUGUCAAGCUGCUAUAAUGGUCAUGAGGAGCCAAAGAACUCUCUAUGUCAAGCUUUCAGGCUUGGAUCCAAGUAUAAUCCGUCCACUUGCCUGCCAGAUCCUCGGGGUCAUUAGCAUUCCACGAGAGCUGGAGACGUUACUGACAGAACGCAGCUAUGGCGUACCAUACUACUGUGAAGAAAUACUUAGAAGUCUCUAUUAUAGUGAUCUCAUACUCCUGGAACCAUUAGAUGAGGAUGACGAUGAUGAAAGUGAUGCUGUAUUUGCUUACAGUAGAAAGAAGAUCACUGUUUCUUCUGAUUCAGUUUUGCAAAGGGAAAACAGAAAAAAAAGCAAGUUAUUAAAUAUUUCUGGUGUGGAAGGGCAAAAAUGCCGCAAAGUAAUAACACUAGACCGAAAAGCUGCCGCUGAAAAUCAACAGUUUAUAUGUACAAUUGGAGAAACAGUAAAUCUACAGGAAAUUACAAUUCCGCUUACACUUAAAGGUAUAGCCUUAGCACAACUUGACCAAAUGAAUACAACGGAGCAGGUGGUUGUUAAGUGUGCAUCCAUCAUUGGACAUACUUUCACCACUAAAAUGCUUCGAUAUAUCUUACCUGAAGGUGCUGAACAAAAAUUGAAUCAAUCACUUAUCUCUUUGGUAAAAUCACGAACACUUGAGUGUGCGUCAAAGACUGAUGAAGGUUUUACUUCACCGAUGAAUGAAAACGAAGAUGCCCAUCUCCUUCAGUGUUUCUGUAUCCAUAGUCCAGAAUCUGAAGAACAUCUACAUGAAGAUGACAGCGAUGAGAAAGAACCAAACAAAGAGAAAAUUGUUCUGUGGAGAUGCAAACUGAUGAGAUUCUGCAUUGCACUUGUGCAUGAAACAGCGAAUGAUCUAUGGCUAAAGGAACAGAAAAAAUCACUUCACACAAAGUGCACUAAAUUUCUGGAAAAUGCAGCUCACAAGUGCAACAGUUGUGGAGAAGGUGACUUCAUAUAUCAGCACCGAAAAAUGGUAACAUUUGCAGUUCGUGAAAGUGAAAGCAUCACCCAAAGACGAAAAGACCUAUAUAACACAGUUAGUCAUGCAACUGUAGCAAGUCAUUCUAUAGAUAGUCAGCAAGAGCUUGAUAUUAAAGACUUAUAUCCGAGCUCAUCCUCUGGACUGCAAGUGGACACAUCAAACAUUAUUGGUCCAAAGACCUCUAAGAAUUCUGAACAAGCAUCUAGCAGCACCACAGAGAUUCUGGUGGCAGCUGGUGGAAUAUAUCCCAGACUCCUUGUACGGAGAUCCAUAUGCAUAAAAUUUCCAGUGAUCCAAAGCAUGGAAGUGCCAGCUGGCAGUCAUGAUUUUGAAUUCAUUGCAAAGAUGGAUAUGGUCCUCAAAGAGUGCGAGGGGAAGGAUAACCUUUAUGCCAAUGACUGUGAAUGUAAACAAAUAAUGGAUUCUGUUUACUGUCCCCUGGUUCGUCACUGGAUGGGAGCUGGAAAUGUGACUAAGACAUUCUUCUAUCUACUUGAAACUGCGGCAGCUGCUUUGCAUUUAUCCAAUAACUUGAUGGCCCUGUCUUAUCUAACAGAAGCAGAGAAUAUCCUUAAUUCAUUACGCAAAGGCAAGCCACCUUUUGAAUAUGCUGAUGUCACAAAGGACACUAAGAUUGUUCCUUUUGAGAAGGCCUGUUUAUAUAGCCUCAAAGCAGAGGUACAACUUGGUAUGGGCCAUCUUCUAGAUGCAGAGAUCCUGUUUAAGAAAAGCUUAGCACUGCUGAACAAAAAAUUUCCAAGCUUCGCUGUAUCACAAGCAAUUGCAUAUUUAAUCGAAAACUACAAAAAUUCUCAGAGACAUCGUGACAAAGAAGAGCUAACAGGCAUUACUGAGGGUGAAAUAUCACCCAUCAUUUAUCAGCAGAUUCGAUGCCUAUCGUUCCUAUGCCAGAUAUACUGCCUUCAGAAACACACAAUGUGCAAAUUGCCAGCAAUGUUCGCAAUAUUACUGGAAAUGAACAUAGCAGAAAUCUGCAACAAUGAAUUUAAGAUUAUUUCUGCAUACAUUGAUUCUUUCCGUUGUUAUCAUUUUUUCGGUCUUAAAGAGAAGAGUAUAAAAAUGGAAAAGUUAGCUCUCCGAAAGUGUCUUGUUCUUAACAAGGAUCAGGAGGGAUUACUAAUGAUGGGUCAUUUAGUAUGUGCACUUUCAGAAAUGAAGCUCUGCACUGGACAGCUUGCUGAAUCUAUUGAGUAUGGACGUCUGGCGCAUAAAAUUGCUGGACUAAUAAAUAAACCCAAUAUUGAUGUCGUCACAAUUCCUUUUCUGACCAAAGCGUUGUUACUCACUGGCAGACGUUCAGAUUAUGUUGAGCUAAUGACAUACAUGAAAGACUUUUCAGUCUCACGACACAACAUACUUGGACAGGCAUCAUUUUAUACAGCUUGCCUUGAUUUUUCUCUUCAAGAAGGUUUUGCACUGAGGCCAUUUGAUGAAUGCCUUGCUUUUAUCAAUGGAGUAAUUGAUGAUCCUAUUAUAAAGUCUGAAAAGAACUUGAUGCUUGUGCUUCAUUCAUCAGUAGCACUCUGGUAUUCCAGAUUAUCAGAAUGGAGCAAAGCGCGUCUAGCAUUUAAAAUGGCAAAGCGACUGGUAGCCUACUCAAACGCUUCACUGUUCUCAAUGUAUGGCUAUUCCAAAUUUUUGGAGUGUCAGAUUUUAGUGUUUAGAAAGGCAUUGUGGGAAAGUCAGGACACCGUAAUGGAAGUCUACCAACAGACAAAAGAGGUUUGUUUCUCUCAUAUCAUAUUUAGGUUCUCAAUUAAUUGUCAAAGAUGGUUGAAGGAGGAAUAUGCCAUGCUACUGUCAUAUCUACGAGAAUUCCAACAACGAUGUAACACCUGCCCAGUUUUCUACCCACGACUCUUUCACCUUAAAGCUUAUUGCUAUAUGUUGGCUGGCCAAGUGGGACAUGCACGCCGUCUUCUUGAACGUGCUUUAAGUUUUAGCAAUGCACAUGGAAAUGUAUUAGAAGAAAAUUGGAUAAAGAUAAAUGAAGUAAGUGUUAUCUAUUAUUGACCGUCUAAAUUUAGACUGAUUGUUGACAAAGUAAGUAAUCUGUUAAAAGGAGGAAAUGCAGAUUUAAGCUUAUAAAGUAAACAUAAAUCAAAAAUCUAACAUUCUCCCUCUCGGUGGCUUUAUUUCCCUUACACAUUUCGGGCUGUAUACAUCCACAAGCUAUAAAGUAUUUAUCCAUUCAAAUUCCUAACUUAUGAUUUCAGAUAUGCCCAUCUCCCUUUUCCCGUAUUUUACUGAUCUUGCUGACAAUCCUUUCAUUGUUUGUCUAAAGUCAACCAGAAUUCAAGGUUAAUUUUGCACUUCUACUCAAAUGUACAAUCAAAUUGAUAUGCUGAGAAAACUGAGCUCCAGAUUUCUGCAAAGUAUUUUACAGCAGUCAUCUAUUACAAUGGUUGAGCCAAUGCAGCAAUUUUCACAACUAUCUAGAGGUAGGUUUCAGAGAUGGUUCAGUCAAUAGACUCCAGGGAAGAGGGGAUUUUUGUAUGAGAUAAGGAUGGAUAGAAUAGGCUUGUAUCCAUUAGAAUUUAGAAGACUAAGAGGUUAUGUUAUUGAAACAGUAAGGUUCUGAGAGCAAUUAGCAGAAUGGAUGGUAAAAGAUGUUUCCCUUUGUUGGGGAGUCAAGAACUAGUGAACACAGUUUAAAAACAAGAAGUCUCCCAUUUAAGAUAGGCAGAUGAAAUUACACAGAUAGGCAAAUACAAGACCAAGCAGGGGUUUGAAGACAGUGUGAUAAUUUCAGAAUGUAGACAUUUCUUAAACAGUAUUAUGGUACACCUUUUGCAAGUUUUCAAGAAAUCUUCAGUGAGCUGCUAAGGUGCAGCCUUUAGACAAUGAAAAAAACAAAGAACAAAGAAAAUUUAUGGCCCAG